AUGCAGAAGAGCGACUUGCAGUACAGUUUGAGAAGUCUCGUCGCUACACAGUCAAACCAGUCGACUGGUGCAUGUUUCAUGUUGAGGACGGUGGCUUGGGACGGGACGGUUGAUUUGAAUGCCCGUACAUGUACAUGCAUGGAGUUCCAGUACAUGGGCAUUCCAUGUUCGCACGCAAUUGCAGCAGCGAGGCACAAGAAUAUAAAUUGCCACACGUUGAUCGAUCCAUGCUACAGUGUGGACUCCCUAAUUAGUGCCUACGCUGAACCAAUCUUACCGGUAGGCCACAUGUCGGAAUGGAAAAGGCCAGCUGAUUACCAGCCUAUUCCCGUCCAACCACCACGUCUUGUUAAACGUGCAGGCCGGCGUAGAACGCAAUGGAUCGCCUCAACCGGUGAGCGUCGUGUUGUGAACAAGUGUUCUCGAUGCGGUACAUCGGGUCACAAUAGACAGACAUGUACUAACCCAAUUACGUAG
Momordica charantia (bitter melon) is the source of this 477-nucleotide messenger RNA. The record is from RefSeq and is a predicted model, not a curated record. NCBI's taxonomy places the organism in Eukaryota, Viridiplantae, Streptophyta, Magnoliopsida, Cucurbitales, Cucurbitaceae.